Messenger RNA from Contarinia nasturtii (swede midge), 1614 nucleotides. RefSeq names its product trypsin-3-like. The transcript is spliced from 11 exons. Gene Ontology annotation, biological process: proteolysis. The record is from RefSeq and is a predicted model, not a curated record. NCBI's taxonomy places the organism in Eukaryota, Metazoa, Arthropoda, Insecta, Diptera, Cecidomyiidae. Bases 36 to 1514 code for a protein of 492 amino acids. Gene Ontology annotation, molecular function: serine-type endopeptidase activity.
UUCAUUGAUUUCUAGACGUCAAAUUUGUUUUCAAAAUGAAAUUAAAGUUGUUUAUUAUUUGUUGUGUGCUCCAAUCAAUAUUCGGGUUUAAUCUGUCCGAUUCAAUAGAAUAUCCACCACAGCUUCCAUUUUCGCGCAUAGUCGGUGGCAAAAAUGCAGAAGAAGGUGCUGCAAAAUAUCAAUGUUCCAUACAAUUAUUUGGACAACAUAUGUGUGGAUGUGCGAUAAUAUCACCUGAAUGGAUUCUUUCUGCCGGUCACUGUGCCAUCGGAGUACCGUUUCUUUUCCGAGUUUUGGUGGGAACAAACAACUUGCGAUGCGGUGGUAAACGGUAUGGGAUUCAGGAGAUUAUUAGGCAUGAAGAAUAUAACAAACCGAAAUUUGCAAAUGAUAUUGCAAUUUUUCGGAUAAAAGGAUCUAUUGAAUUCAAUGAAAAAGUUCAGCCGAUUGAACUACGGGAAGAUGAAGUACCAGACAAUGGUCAAGUUACGUUGACGGGUUGGGGUGCUGUGAGGACUGGUGGACUGUCCGCACAACAUUUACAAAUCAUUACCUUGAAUGCCGUGUCCACAGAAAGAUGUCGAAAAAUUUACAAAAGUGAAAAUGUUGACGUUCACAACAGUCACAUUUGUACUUUAACGAAAACCGGCGAAGGUGCUUGUAAUGGAGAUUCUGGGGGACCUCUCGUCUAUGACAGUAAACUUGUGGGAAUUGUAAAUUGGGGUGUUCCGUGCGCUCAAGGCUAUCCAGACGCGUAUGCAAAGAUUUCCUAUCUAUAUAACUGGAUUCAAAAUCAAUCACUGCGUUCACUUUUGUAUCCACCGCAAGGGAUAUCAUCACGUAUUGUCGGUGGAGAAGAUGCGGAAGAUGGUGCAGCGCCAUUUCAAUGUUCAUUGCAGUCGUCCAAAAGACAUUUCUGUGGAUGUGCAAUUGUGUCAAAAAAUUGGAUUGUGACAGCGUCUCACUGCGUAAUUGGACAAUCAUCAAGAACCCUUGAGGUCUUGGUUGGAACUAAUGAUUUGAAAAAUGGUGGAAUAUACUACAAAGUGGCCAGAUACUUUGCACACGAACAGUAUGAUUCCCCCGCAUUUGCUAACGACAUCGCUCUUAUCAAAGUUAAAGAUGAAAUUGAAUUCACUGAAAAGGUGAAGCCAAUCGAAUUGUCGAAGGAUGAAGUGCCAGAUGGUGCUGAGCUCACCUUGACAGGCUGGGGCCGAUUAAGUGCGGGCGGUGCAUUACCACAACUUCUUCAAGUCAUUCAAUUGAAUGCGGUUCAAACAGAACGAUGCAGAGACAUUUUUGGUGGCCGCAAUGUUCACGACAGUCACAUCUGUUCAUUUACGAAACGCGGCGAGGGAGCUUGUAAUGGAGAUUCUGGGGGACCUCUCGUGUACCAAAACAAACUAAUCGGUGUAGUAAAUUGGGGUGUACCGUGUGCUUUGGGCUAUCCGGAUGCCUAUGCAAAAGUUUCGUACUUGUACGACUGGGUUGAAAAUACAACCGCUUCAAACUGAAAAUACGUGGUUAUGCUGUGACUUUUUCUUUCAGAACAAAUGGACAUGAAAUUCGUGUAAAAAAAUCUAAAUAAAACAUUUUUUAGCUAGUUCAAUCAAA